Molecule: messenger RNA, 861 nt
Organism: Arachis ipaensis
Lineage: Eukaryota; Viridiplantae; Streptophyta; Magnoliopsida; Fabales; Fabaceae
Source: RefSeq, a predicted model, not a curated record
AUGGAGAACAAGCGAAUGUGGAGUGAUGAAGAGACACUGGCCUUUGUUGGCUUCAUGGAGGAGUUUGUCGUUGACGGUCAGAGGGCUGACUGUGGGCAGUUUAAACUGGGAACAUUCGAGAAGCUGGCUUUGAAGAUGUUGGAGGCUUUCCCUGGUUGUACACUGACCGCGAAGCAUUGCAAGAAUAAGCACAAGCGGCUCAAGGAGAAGUACCAGUACGCCGCUGAUAUGCUUGCUUGUAGCGGAUUCGGAUGGAACAACGAGAAAGAAUGUGUAGAGGUUGACAGCAAAGACGUCCUUGAUGCCUGGUUGAAGGCACAUCCUACCAAGUUCUACACUCCUGGCAAGCCAUUUCCUUUGUUUCACCGGCUGGAAGGUAUCUUUGGCAGGGAUAAAGCCACGGGAGCCGGGGCCGUAAGUGGCUUCGAUGCGGAGGAGCAGGUUAACGAGGAGACUGACGACACCGCUGCUGGCUUUGAUCAGUCUGAGAUGUCUCCACCUCCAGACCAAGAGGGAUUUGCAGCAACGCAAGGACAAGCAUCACAUUCUGAGGCCGGGGCGACCGCCGGAAGCACAAGGCUAUGCGGGAGGAAGAGAAAACAAGUUGAUGUACUGGAGAGGAUGGCCGACCAGAUUCAGCAAUCAUCGGCUGACCAGCGCAAGAAUGCCCAGCUGAUAGCUGAUGCCAUUGUUGGUGUGAACGAGAAGUGGAAGGUUGGCGAGAAGCUCACACAGCUUGGAUUCGGUGAUGACAAGGUCGUCAGGGCGAUUCUGAAGUUUGCCGAGAGUCCUAAUGUGUAUGCACAUUUCUGGGGCUUGUCAGAUUCACAAAUGAUUGCGCUUGUGCGUUCCAUUAUAUGA